AUGUCCAGAGGCGGAGAGGCUGAGCGGCCAGGCGGACCGGCUGGAGUGAGGCGGGCAGCUCGAUACCACAGAGUCGGUAGCUAUGUAGAUGUCUUUCUCCACCCAUCUCAACCGCCGCAUCUUGGACUGUAA
This is a messenger RNA of Podospora pseudocomata, 132 nucleotides long. RefSeq lists its product as uncharacterized. NCBI's taxonomy places the organism in Eukaryota, Fungi, Ascomycota, Sordariomycetes, Sordariales, Podosporaceae. The transcript is spliced from 2 exons. The coding region runs from base 1 to 132 and encodes 43 amino acids. The record is from RefSeq and is a predicted model, not a curated record.